AUGGGUUCGUUGAGAUUGUCUUUUCCAUUGGACCCAUUCGACUCGAAAAGGUUUCAUUUUUCUGCGAACCCACUUCAGUUUCCUGAUCAAUUUCCAGUUUUUUCAAUUACCUGCAGUGCUCACGCCACUAGAGCCUGCUCGAUCGGUUCUCCGAUUAGGGCUGAUAAAAUUCGAGUCUCUCGUCUCACUACUGAAGCAAACGAGAAUGAUAUUGAUGCUUCUAAGGGAAAUGACUCUGGAAGUGAAGCUAAAGUGGAGAGAAGCUGGAGUUCUAAAUUGAAAGGUGGAAGCAAUGUCACAGAUGGUAAUAAGAGAAAGAAAUAUGUAGCUCGAAAGCUCAGUCUCAGAAGAGAAAGCAAGGAGCUUGAGCUUGAGGGUUUGUUUGUGAACAAUGGGGAAAUAGAUGUUAAUUACUCCGCUAUUAAGCCCGGUUUGAGUUUGGAGCAUUGCAAUGCUAUAUUGAAACGGCUUGAGAGUUGCAGUGACACUAAUGCUAUCAAAUUCUUUAAUUGGAUGAGGUGUGAAGGGAAAUUGGAAGGUAACUUUGGUGCUUAUAGUUUGAUUCUUAGAGUAUUAGGAAGGAGAGAAGAAUGGGACCGAGCCGAGGAACUAAUCAGGGAGUUGUGUGGAUUUCAGGGAUUUCAGAAGAGUUUUCAGGCUUUUAACACUGUUAUAUACGCGUGUUCUAAAAAGGGGAAUGUGAAGUUAAGUUCGAAAUGGUUUCAGAUGAUGUUGGAGUUCGGUGUUCGACCAAAUGUUGCUACAAUAGGUAUGCUAAUGGGUCUUUACCAGAAGAAUUGGAACGUUGAUGAAGCGGAAUUCGUAUUUUCUCAUAUGAGAAAGUUCGGGAUUGUGUGUGAAUCUGCUUACUCCGCGAUGAUAACGAUUUACACGCGUUUGAGAUUAUAUGGUAAAGCAGAGGAAGUUAUACACUUGAUGAAAGAAGAUAGAGUGAGGCUGAAUCUUGAGAAUUGGUUAGUGAUGCUUAAUGCUUAUAGUCAGCAAGGCAAGAUGGAGGAAGCUGAAUCUGCAUUGAUCUCUAUGGAAGCAGCGGGUUUUGCUCCGAAUAUUAUUGCAUACAAUACUCUAAUCACUGGUUAUGGUAAGGUUUCUAAAAUGGAGGCUGCGCAGAGUUUAUUCCACCGCCUCUGUGAUAUUGGUCUGGAACCAGAUGAAACGUCUUACAGGUCAAUGAUCGAAGGUUGGGGCCGCGCUGAUAAUUAUGAGGAAGCAAAACAUUACUACCAAGAGCUGAAGCGGUUGGGGUAUAAGCCCAAUUCUUCAAAUCUGUUUACUCUAAUCAAUUUGCAGGCCAAAUAUGGUGACAACGAUGGUGCUAUUAAGACGAUCGAAGAUAUGGUAAAUGUUGGAUGCCAAUAUUCUUCGAUCCUUGGCAUCAUUCUGCAGGCUUAUGAGAAGGUGGGGAAGAUUGAUGUAGUGCCUUAUGUUCUGAAAGGUUCUUUUCAUAAUCAUAUCCGUUUGAACCAGACGUCUUUCUCAAUACUAGUGAUGGCUUAUAUCAAACAUGGUAUGGUUGAUGAUUGCUUGGUGUUGUUGCGAGAAAAAAAGUGGAGGGACUCGGCAUUUGAGUCUCACUUGUAUCAUCUGUUGAUUUGCUCUUGCAAAGAAUCUGGUCGACUUAAUGAUGCUGUGAAAAUGUACAACCAUACAAUGGAAUCUGAUGAGGAGAUAAAUCUGCACAUUACAUCCACAAUGAUUGAUAUUUACACUGUGAUGGGUGAAUUUGGUGAAGCAGAGAAGCUGUAUUCAAAGUUGAAAUCUUCCGGGGUUGUGUUGGAUAGGAUUGGGUUCAGUAUCGUGGUUCGGAUGUAUAUGAAAGCUGGAUCCUUGGAAGAAGCCUGUUCUGUUCUAGAGAUCAUGGAUGAGCAGAAAGACAUUGUUCCGGAUGUGUACUUGUUUCGUGAUAUGCUUCGGAUAUAUCAGAAGUGUGGUCGUCAGGAAAAGCUCGAGCAGUUGUACUACAGGAUUCGAAAGAGUGGGAUCCAUUGGGAUCAAGAGAUGUACAAUUGUGUCAUAAACUGUUGUGCACGUGCUCUUCCGCUUGAUGAACUCUCAAGAACUUUCGAGGAGAUGAUUCGAUGUGGUUUCACUCCUAAUACAGUUACAUACAAUGUCCUCCUUGAUGUUUAUGGUAAAGCCAAGCUCUUCAAAAAGGUGAACGAGGUUUUCUUGUUGGCGAGAAGACACGGAGUUGUGGAUGUAAUAUCUUACAACACCAUUAUAGCCGCAUAUGGACAGAACAGGGACUUCACAAACAUGUCAUCAGCGAUAAGGAAUAUGCAAUUCGACGGGUUUUCUGUGUCUCUUGAAGCUUAUAACUCAAUGCUAGAUGCAUAUGGGAAAGAUAAACAGAUGGAGAUAUUCAGAAGCAUCUUGAAGAGAAUGAAGUCUACUUGUGAGACGGAUCAUUAUACAUAUAACAUCAUGAUCAAUAUCUAUGGAGAGCAAGGAUGGAUCGAUGAAGUGACGGAUGUGCUGAGAGAACUGAAAGAAUCUGGACUUGGUCCGGACUUGUGUAGCUACAACACGCUGAUAAAAGCGUAUGGUAUAGGCGGAAUGGUUGAAGAAGCUGUUGGGUUGGUGAAAGAGAUGAGAGUAACAGGGAUAACACCUGAUAAAGUAACUUACACCAAUUUAGUCACAGCUUUGCGCAGGAACGAUGAAUUUCUUGAAGCUGUUAAAUGGUCUUUGUGGAUGAAGCAAAUGGGUAUAUAA
Arabis nemorensis is the source of this 2736-nucleotide messenger RNA. NCBI's taxonomy places the organism in Eukaryota, Viridiplantae, Streptophyta, Magnoliopsida, Brassicales, Brassicaceae. The record is from the annotation of a GenBank genome assembly.